GAAAGAUGGUGCCGCUGACGGACUUACAGCGGAUCGGCCUGGGGCUGGUCGGCUUCGGCCUCUUCUUCAUCCUCUUUGGGAUGCUCUUGUACUUUGAUUCAGUGCUCCUGGCCUUCGGGAAUAUCCUCUUCCUCUCUGGCUUGGUCUUCAUCAUCGGCUUCAAAAGGACCUUCAACUUCUUCUUCCAAAGGCCAAAACUGAAGGGCACCAGCUUCUUCCUGGGGGGGAUCCUCAUCGUCCUCAUGCGCUGGCCCCUCCUGGGCAUGCUGCUGGAGGCCUAUGGCUUCAUCACCCUCUUCAGGAGUUUUUUCCCGGUGGCUUUUGGAUAUCUGGGCACGUUGGGGAACAUCCCGCUGCUGAGCAAGCUCUUGCAGAAAGUCGGCGACACCGGCUCUGUCGUGUGA
This is a messenger RNA of Tinamus guttatus (white-throated tinamou), 404 nucleotides long. It is a transcript of the gene GOLT1A, whose product is annotated as golgi transport 1A. Gene Ontology annotation, biological process: endoplasmic reticulum to Golgi vesicle-mediated transport; retrograde transport, endosome to Golgi. Lineage: Eukaryota; Metazoa; Chordata; Aves; Tinamiformes; Tinamidae. The record is from RefSeq and is a predicted model, not a curated record. Gene Ontology annotation, cellular component: endoplasmic reticulum; membrane.